Molecule: messenger RNA, 462 nt
Organism: Pollicipes pollicipes
Lineage: Eukaryota; Metazoa; Arthropoda; Thecostraca; Pollicipedomorpha; Pollicipedidae
Exons: 3
Coding region: 103-462 (119 amino acids)
Source: RefSeq, a predicted model, not a curated record
GACGCGUACGCCGGCGAGUGCACCGCCGCCUGCGUGAGGAGGCGGGCGGUGCAGCCGGCGGGUGCCAGACACCCGAACAAGAGACCGCCGGCGACCGUCGCCAUGUCGCUCAAGAGGAAAAAGAAGGCCGCCGCUGAGCCCGCGUUGGAGGCGUCCAACAAGCGCUUCAGCACGUACAGCUUCAGCGAGCUGAAGAUCCCGGCCAUGCCGGUGCUGGAAGCCGACUACGAGGCGGAGGUGGAGCAGAAGCUGACGGAAAUGUCGCUGGGCCAGACGGGCCGCACCAUCGACAGCUGCAACUACGUGGGCCGUGCCGAGCUGCUGUGCGAGCGUCUGGAGCCGGUGCCAGAGUUCCGCGUGCCGGCGUCGGCCGCGCCUCGCCCUUUGCUGCCCAAGUCGGCGUCGCUGACGGAGAGCCUGACGUCGGCGCCGGUGCCCAGCGGCUGUACCGGCGCUCGCUGA